GAAUGAUAGAUGUUUCACUAUAUAUUUUUGAAUUGUGGAAUUGGGUUUCUGUGGGAGAGUAAAAGAAGGAUCUUUUUUAUGUUGAGAGGUAUAUUGAGGUUUUGUUGUUUGUAUUUUUAGGGUUUCUAAUUUUAAUUGUGAAAAAGCAAUUUCAUUUUUUUUCGAAUUCAAGAUUGGUUUUUUAUUGCUCCAUUUUGUGUGUGCGUGUGUGUGUUUUCUUGGUUUUUGUUACCGAAAACCACAUGAAAUCUAGUGAGGUGAUUACAUGUCCCAUUGUCCCUAUUAGGUGAUGCUUGAGAAUUUUCGAUAGAGGUUUAGAUAAGCAAGAAUAUAAUAAUCGAGAUCAAGAAGAAGAUAUGCUUAGUGAUGAUGCCGAAACCCAAUGUGGGAGUAGCACAAACUCGCAAAUCUAACUUCCGAGAUUGUUUAAUGGAUGAAAUUUCUCCACUAAUUGCUCUACCGUUCAAGCUCGGAAAUUUGAUCAGCGAAGAAUCCGUGUUUGCAUCUAUGACUAAGCUCCCUUUACUCCCCCUCACCCUCGAGAAUCGAAACUCUAGUCCUAGUUUUCCACAAAGUGGAGUUGUUGUAAUAAAAACAGAGUCGAAUUUUAACGACUCCAAAGAAAGUGAAACAAGUCUAAUCUUCAGCAACAAAAAAUCUGAGUCUUGGAUAUCAGCUAUCACUUCCGAGAUAGCUGAAGAUCUCGUUUCUUUGGAUGGUGAGGCUGUUGCAGUUAGAGAACAACCCAAAAGAACAUUUUCGACCCCCCUUAUAGAAGCUUCCAGGGAAACGAAGAUAAACAAGCAAGAUUUCCCACCUCUCUGGGGGUUGACUUCUAUUUGCGGAAGGAGAUCGGAAAUGGAAGAUUCGGCCAUAGCUUUACCACGAUUCUUGAAAAUCCCGUCUCGGAUGUUGAGUGAAGGUCCUGUUUUUAAUUCCAAUCAAGAAUUAACCGCCCAUGUUUUUGGAGUUUAUGACGGACAUGGAGGUUGCCAGGUUGCUAACUAUUGCCAAGAGCGUCUGCAUCUUGCUUUAGCUGAGGAGAUUAGUAUUGCUAAAGAAAAAUUGCGUGUAGAACAUAACUUGAAGGAACAGUGGUUAGAGAUAUUUCGAAAAUGCUUUCGUAGAUUGGACAACGAAGUUGGAGGGUUCGUUGCUCCAAAUCCACCUGUCGCCCACGAAUCUGUGGGGUCCACAGCUGUUGUUGCGGUUGUUUCUUCGACUCAUAUCGUUGUUGCAAAUUGUGGUGAUUCAAGAGCAGUACUGUACAGGGGGAAAGUGCCUGUGCCCUUAUCCGUGGAUCAUAAGCCGAAUAGAGAAGAUGAGUGUGCAAGGAUAGAAGGUGCGGGUGGAAAGGUGAUUAAAUGGGAUGGGUAUCGUGUUUCGGGUGUUCUUGCUGUGUCGAGGUCAAUCGGCGAUAGAUACUUGAGGCCGUAUGUAAUCGCGGAUCCAGAAAUAAUGUGGGUUCCGCGAGCAAAAGAAGACGAGUGUCUAAUUCUAGCUAGCGACGGCUUAUGGGAUGUAAUGACAAACGAAGAGGCUUGUGAUUUUGCAAGAAGACGAAUUCUACUAUGGCACAAAAAGAAUGGGCCCACACAAUCGGAGGUGCGUGGUAAGGAUAUCGAUCCAGCCGCACAAGCUGCGGCUGAUUAUCUCUCCAAGCUUGCUUUCCAAAGGGGAAGCAUAGAUAAUAUUUCUGUCAUAGUUGUAGAUUUGAAAGCUCAAAGGAAGUUCAAAAACAAGACCUGAAAAAAAAAAAAAAAAACUAAGUGUUAACUGCUCUUAUUCAGGUUUAUAUUUGUUUUAACAUGUAGGGUUAUUUGGUGUUAUGGAUAUUAAAACAUUUAUUUAAUUGGUUGUUCGGAAAUUAGCUCGAUUUUUCGUUUAAGGAU
Messenger RNA from Erythranthe guttata (spotted monkey flower), 1892 nucleotides. Its product is annotated as protein phosphatase 2C 50. Gene Ontology annotation, molecular function: protein serine/threonine phosphatase activity; cation binding. Gene Ontology annotation, biological process: protein dephosphorylation. The record is from RefSeq and is a predicted model, not a curated record. NCBI's taxonomy places the organism in Eukaryota, Viridiplantae, Streptophyta, Magnoliopsida, Lamiales, Phrymaceae.